UUUACUGCGCCACGACGUUUAUUUUGAAAGGCGGCGCCGGAAGCUGCGGGUGCUGCCGGGUCCAGCUUGACGGGAGGCUCGGAGCUGAAGUUGCGUUGUGUUCCGUGUGAGUGCCUGCCAGCGCCGCGGCUGCUCCAAAACAACGCUCUCUGUAUUUAUACCCGUUUAAACCGGUAACGACCGCCGGGUCGCCGUGUGACGAGCCGCCGCCGGCCCAGCGAGGUGCUUUCUCCGGCGGUUACAUACUUUUAGGAGGCCCGGGGGGAGAGGCGCAGCAGCUAACGACACUAGCCGUCAUGUCGUGGGAAGGGAAGUGUGCUGGUUCUCCGCGUCUGGCCUCGCCUCUGUCCUCGCCUCCUCCCCGCCGCACGACUCUCUGAGCCGGCCUGACAACACUCCAAGCCGCGGUGACUUUCCUCCGAGCUGUCAAUGCAGCUAACACCCAGCUUUACUCGCUAGUGAACCCCAGCAGGCAGGCUAACUGUAGCUAGCUAGCUCGUUGAAACCAUGGCGGACAGUUUCGGAGAGCAGCCGGACGGCGGUGCCCUUGGGUCAGGCGUCACGGGGCCGGGCGGCGGGGCGUCGCUGCUGCCGCCGCCGCUGGCCAGCUCUCUGCCGGGCGGACACCCAGCGGCAGCCAGCGGGGCUUACUCCGGCUCGGGCUCCAGCUCCAGCCCGGCCUCUCCUCCUCCCGCCGCGGCCGCACAGAGUGGCCUCUCCGCGGUGGUGGCGGCCCCCAUGUCCGCCGUCAUGGCCCCUCCGGCCGGGUUCGGGAGCAGCUUCACCCCGGGCUCCUCGCCGGUGGUCGCCGUCUCUCCCACCGUGCACGCCUCGUCGCCGCUCCCGCCGGGCGUCGGGCUGGGGGUGGGCGGGGUGGCAGGAGCGGGCCUCCUGUCCCAGAUCCACGCCACGUCCUGGGACCCGACCCUCAGCACCGACUGGGACAACGAGAAGGCGUCCCAGCAGUGCAUACUGAGGAUCAAGAGGGACAUCAUGUCCAUCUACAAGGAACCACCACCGGGGAUGUUUGUCGUUCCUGAUCCUCAAGACAUGACCAAGAUCCACGCUCUGAUCACGGGGCCGUUCGACACGCCGUACGAGGGCGGCUUCUUCCUCUUCCUGUUCCGCUGCCCCCCCGACUAUCCCAUCCACCCGCCGCGGGUCAAGCUCAUCACCACGGGACACAACACCGUCCGCUUCAACCCCAACUUCUACCGCAACGGCAAAGUCUGCCUCAGCAUCCUGGGGACUUGGACGGGCCCAGCGUGGAGUCCGGCUCAGAGCAUCUCCUCUGUCCUCAUCUCCAUCCAGUCUCUCAUGACGGAGAACCCGUACCACAACGAGCCUGGCUUCGAACAGGAGCGCCACCCGGGGGACAGCAAGAACUACAACGAGUGCAUCCGCCAUGAGACCAUGCGGGUGGCCGUGUGCGACAUGCUGGAGGGCAAAGUGCCCUGUCCCGAGGCUCUGUGGAGUGUGAUGGAGAAGUCCUUCCUGGAGUAUUACGAUUUCUACGAGGGAGUCUGCAAGGAGAGGCUGCACCUGCAGGGCCAGAACAUGCAGGACCCGUUCGGCGAGAAGCGUGGUCGUUUCGACUACCAGGGCCUGCUGGCUCGCCUCGGCGCCACCCACAGGCGGAUACGAGAGAAGAGCCCGGCGGAGGACGACCGCAACGACGACGACUCGGACUCGGACACCAGCUCCUCGGAGACGGACCCCGACAGCCAGGGCAGCUCGCAGCCCUGACCUGCAGGGCGGCGCCGGACUCAAACCCAGGCCCGGGGGCGCGGCGCGGCGUGGACGGACAGAGGGAGGAGCUUUUUGUUUGUUUGUUUGUUUGUUUGCUUUGGUUUCAGUGGUUUGUUUGUCCCCUGGACGUGGCGGAGGAGCAGCCGCACAGACGAGGACGGCUGUUGGCGCUGCUUUGUAGAUAAAGAUGAAUUCCGGCAACAAAGUCGAGGCUCUCGUCGUCUGUUUUUGGCUCUUUGGCAGCUGCACAGCCGUCGACCUGCUGUCCUGCUUCACGCCGACACGCGAGACGGCCGGUGAGACGGGACGUUUACCGGCGACUGUGGCUUGUGGACAUUUUUCUGGUUUGUGGUUUCACGGAUGUGGACGAGAACAGGAAGGGACAGCAGCUUCCUCCUUCGUGUUGGAUCUGGCAGCCGAGCGAGGCCAGCGGCUCUCCUCUGGCGGAGCUCCAGAGGCCGGACAGACGAAGAGACCUCGAGCUGCAGAGACGCCGGGACGGUGGGAGCGUCUCUUAAAGCGUCGCUCUGGGUGUUUUCCUCUUCCUCCUCUUUGCAAAGAACCUUUUUUGGUAAGAGGGGAGGAAGGAAGACGGCGGGACGGCGAUGGACGGUUUGACGGGACAGACACCUGUUUUGGCGCGGCGGUCUGGGUUAGGUGCCUCGUUUCCAGGUGACGUCUCCUCGGACCGGACCGCGAGCCGAACCCGCCGCCACCCUCAGCCUCAGCCACGGGAUCCCACAAAAAGAAUAAAAAAACAUUCAGUUAUUGAUUCUAAUUCCGGUGAUUCCUGUAUAUUAUCAUGACAAAAUGUCUGCUUGGCUUUGAGUUUGCAGUUUGCAGUUUGCAGUUAGCGCUAUUAAAAUGAAGAGACGCAGCAGUUAGACCAAGAAUGACAUUCAUCUUUUAUACACGUUGAUUUUUUGCUGUUUUUUUUUUCCUUCGUUGUGCUGAAAUGAACUUUGACAUGAACACAACAUGUAGGACGUGCUCGCUGGUUUCACUUCCUGCUGCUCAUUGGCUAAUCAGGAGGUCAGGAGGUGAACGUCUCCAGUGACUUCACAACCUCUCUCCUUUUCUUUCUGCUCUCUUUUCUUUAUUCCCCUCCCGUCCUGUUCCCUCUCAUCUGUUAACAAAAUAACUGGCCUUCUCUCUCUCUCUCUCUCUCUCUCUCUCUCUCUCUCUCUCCCUCCCUCCCUCCCUCUCUCUCUCUCUCUCUCUAUCUUACUCUCUCGUUUUCAUCUCACCCCAAAAACAAACUUCAUUCUCUUUUUCCACACCAGCGGUUUCCUCUCGGUCAGACGCUCCUUCCCACGAGGCGUCCAGGUAGGCUUCCUGUUGUCAUGGCAACAGGAGCAAACGCUGUGUGGCACCUCGUGCACACCUGGACCUGUGUGUGUGUGUGUGUGUGUGUGUGUGUGUGUGUGAGGCUUAGAGCAUUAUGAUGGAAGGAUAUGAGCUGUUGCAGUGAUUUCUGAGUUGAUUCCGUUUUGUCACACUGAUUCGGUGCGAUAUCUCACCGUUUUUAUCCACUGCAGCUCGGCUCUGAAAGAGUCAGGCUUUGAUUUGGUGGCAAAAACUUUUGACUUUUGGAGAAUUAGAUUUACAUUUUCCUGUCUAUGGAAGAGAAUUAAAGCAACAACAAAUGAAAAAAGAA
Myripristis murdjan (pinecone soldierfish) is the source of this 3406-nucleotide messenger RNA. RefSeq names its product ubiquitin-conjugating enzyme E2Z (gene ube2z). Gene Ontology annotation, molecular function: cysteine-type endopeptidase inhibitor activity. Lineage: Eukaryota; Metazoa; Chordata; Actinopteri; Holocentriformes; Holocentridae. The transcript has 7 exons. Gene Ontology annotation, biological process: negative regulation of apoptotic process. Bases 508 to 1746 code for a protein of 412 amino acids. Gene Ontology annotation, cellular component: nucleus. The record is from RefSeq and is a predicted model, not a curated record.